Molecule: messenger RNA, 2488 nt
Organism: Leptinotarsa decemlineata (Colorado potato beetle)
Lineage: Eukaryota; Metazoa; Arthropoda; Insecta; Coleoptera; Chrysomelidae
Product: peptidylglycine alpha-hydroxylating monooxygenase
Source: RefSeq, a predicted model, not a curated record
CAAACAAAAUAUAGACGGAGAAGAUUUCUUGUCCUGUAGAUGUUAACUCUCUCCGGGUAAAAAGGAAUCUCUGGACUGAAAUCAUUUGAUUCAUUUUCUCCAGAAAUCGACCGACUAUCCGAGCCGGCCUGGAAAAAAGGGAAGACUUUCCGCAGCCUCCACUCCCACGAUUUUCCUGACGUCACGGGAAAACGUCAACGAGAGGUUAGGUUUAUAAGGAUGAAUUCAAGGCUAAUGAGAACUCUGUGCUGUCAGAAUCGGCACCGAGUGUGCAGCAAGUUUUAUUGAUUUUUGAAUAGAAUGGCGCCUAGACAUAUGUUUUGCUUAAGAGUUGCUUUUCUGUUAUCAAUAAUCAUUGAUUUGACAUGUUGUGAAGUGAAAAAGUUUCCACUGCUGAUGCCAAAUGUAUAUCCUGACAGGGACGAAUUAUACUUAUGCACACCCGUGAGAGUGAUUGACAACAAAAGUUUCUACAUAGUCGGUUUCGAACCAAAUGCCACCAUGAACGUAGCCCAUCACAUGCUGCUUUUCGGCUGUACAACUCCAGGAACAACAGAUGAUUAUUGGGAUUGUGGUGAAAUGGCUGUUUCUGAUUCGGUUAGCAAUUUGAGAAGGGCAAGUCCUUGCGCCGACGGAAAUCAUGUCCUAUAUGCCUGGGCCAGAGAUGCUAGAACACUUGAAUUACCCGAAGAUGUUGGUUUCCAAGUCGGUCAAGGAACAGCCAUACAAUACAUCGUUCUGCAAAUACAUUAUUCGAAAAAAUUCCCUGAAAGAAAAACAGAUAACUCCGGACUUUUCUUAAUGUAUACUGAAGAACCCCAAAAUAAAUUAGCCGGUGUCCUAUUACUAGGAGUAGGGGGCCUGAUACCCCCAAGAACUAUAACGCACAUGGAGACAGCGUGUCAGAUAACAGAGUACAAGACGAUACAUCCAUUCGCAUACAGGACCCAUACACACACCUUAGGACGCGUUGUGUCAGGAUAUAUUAUCAGACGUGAUGAAAAUGGAAAGGACCAUUGGAAAUUGCUGGGAAAAAGAGACCCACUUACACCUCAGAUGUUUUAUCCAGUAUUUGACAAUGGCUCUAUUUCGUAUGGAGACCGUGUAGCUGCCAGAUGUACAAUGGAUUCUACUAGAAGAGAUCGAAUCACCCAGGUUGGGCCAACGAACAAUGAUGAAAUGUGCAACUUGUACAUUAUGUACUAUGUAGAGAAUGACACCCCACUUGAAAUGAAAUAUUGCACAACCGAGGGCCCACCUUACUACCACUGGAGUAAUGAAAUCAAUGAUUUGAACAACAUUCCUGACUUUGAAGCGUCUUCGCUGGACUAGACAAGGAAACGACCAAGACUUACAAAAGAUACAUUCCAUGAGAGAUUCUACGCAUAUUAUAUAUACACAAUAUUUUUGUAUGAUUAUUUUGGGCACUUGACCGUUUAUUUUUUUAAAUAUCCUAACCCAUACGAGAACAUAUGGAAUAUUCAGCUACUAAUAUACGUAAUAACAUGUCAAGGGUUAGAACUAGUCAAUUUAUUGUUUAUUUUUUCCAUAUCAAUAGGUUCAAGUACUUGGAACUGAAAUGUACCUUAUUAGUGUAACUGAAUUCAGAAUAAUGUACUUAAGUAGUAGUAGAACUCCUCUUUAAUCAAAGAGUACAAAGAAAUGUAAGAAUUAGUAUGGUGUCUUAUCACUUUUUAUUGUUGAACGUCCAUUUUAAACUUGAAUUGUUUGUGAGUAGAAAAGUCAAUGUAUUUAGGUCAAUUAAAAUAUGAACUACGCCCUUGUCAUUUAUGAUCAGAGUGUUGAUCUUUGUUGUGCUGUGUCCUUCGUUUCCUUUCUAUACUUGCUACACCAAAUGCCUUUAUGGAACAUUUCUAUAGUACUGAUUUACAGAAAUGACUGGAAUUAUGAUGAUUGAUUGAUUUUGUUUUGCAGGAUCCUAAUGAAGCAUUUUUUAAAUUAAUGAACAGAAUAUUGUUCAUUCAUGAGGACUAGUGUGAGCAAAUUUUAUUUUAUGAUGUUGGAGUCUGUACAGGGUAUAAUAGAUAAAGUUACCCAUUAUUCAAACAAUAUUUCUACUUACAUCUGAAGUAUGUUCAUUAAAUGUUUCUAUGUUCUAUACAAUAAAGGAAAUCAUGCCUGUGUGUUCUCGGAUGGUACUUUCUCUUCACUGUAACCAGGGAGUAUUACCAUAUCAGAUGUAGGCUGUUUUGCAUGAUAUGUUGUCUCAAUCUGUGAAUCUCGUAGUCAUCUGAUCAUGUCCGUCUAAUUUUAUGAAAAUGAACAGUAUUAAACUUAUGCACAAGUAGAUUGUUGAAUUUUUGAUAAAUUUUAUUUACCCAGUUGACUAUCUGAUAAUUUGAAUUUAUUCUUUAUAAUACUGCACAUACCGUAAUUUGAAAACUGAUACGUACUUAAACCAGAUCUAUAUAAAAUCACUGACUUUCAUUGUUGUACAUAAAAUUUGGAAUAAAUUAUUUUGAAAAAG